CAAAGCGAAGGGGCGGGGCGGAGCUGCGUGGAAUCAGGGCAGCUGUGGGUGAGGAGUGUCCUGGAUAUUUACCUUCCUCAACCUGGAUCCUCGGACGCCGCGGCCCGUCCCGAGGUGUCCCCGGCGGUCACUUCCAUGUGCGCGAUUCGUCUCUAAAGCGGGACGACGGAGGUCCCUCUCUCUGAGACCAGCCAAGGGCCAGGGUGGUUACCUGCGGUGACAGACAUGCCAAAACCGGACCUGCUCUGCUUAGUUCAACUGCUGGACGGCACCAUUGAGACCUUCCGAGUCAAUAAGCAGGAUGAAGGUGUGGUUUUGUUGGACCAAGUGUGCGACCACCUGGGCCUGCAGGAGCGGCAGCUCUUCAGUCUGCAGAUCAGAGAGUCCAGCACAGCCGUUACCUCAAUCAUGGCCAACACACACUCGCCCAGAUGGUUGGAGCUUGAGAAACCCUUUAAGAAGCAAAUCAAAGGUCUUGCAUCUCCCUUUUACCUAAACUUCAGAGUGCGCUUCUUCAUUUCCGAUCCCAACUCUCUACAACAUGAACAGACAAGGAACCUUUACUUCCUCCAGAUCAGGAGUGACAUUAAAGAAGGCAGGUUGCAGUGCCCGCUGAGUUCAGCUGUCGUGUUGGCCUCUUACGCCGUGCAGUCUGAGCUGGGGGAUCACAGUCCAUCCCAGCAAAGCGGUUACUUGUCCAAGUACCACUUCAUCCCUGAGCAGGAUGAAAACUUUGUUUCCAAAGUGGAGGACCUGCAUCCAAAGCACAAGGGUCUGAAGAAAAGCGAGGCCGAGUUGUGUUUCCUCAACACAGCACGGACGUUGGAGCUUUAUGGAGUGGAGCUGCACGCUGCCCUGGACACCAACAAUGCCUCUCUAAUGGUGGGCCUGGCAUCAAGUGGUGUUGCAAUAUUCUGUAAUAUGAUUUGCUCGAGUUUCUUCCCUUGGGGGAACAUUAUCAAGAUUUCAUUUAAGAGGAAGCGAUUCUUUAUGCAUCUCAAACGUAAACACGGGGAGACCCAGGACUGCGAAGUGUCGCUAGUACUGCUCUGCGCAAAGAGCUGUAAGAACCUGUGGCGCUCCUGUGUGGAUCAUCACUCUUUCUUCAGCAGCAACCGCACCGCCAGGAGUCCCAAACACAACAACAGCACAGUUCAAUCCUACAGGAAGAUGAUCACACACCACCUGGGCCUUGCAAACAGUAAAAACGAAAGUGGUCCAGUUUGUCAACGUGUGGUGGGCGGGAUGGUGUGGAACCCAGUCCUGCGGCGGUCCAUUUCAUCAGAAUAUUUAGAGACGAAGAGUCUACCGUCGAGAUCGCCCCCCAGCACACCCAAAUGGCGGAGUACUCGCGUUCGCCACGGCAUCCGCAAAGUCCGUCCGUCAUCCAUGGAGCUGAACAGUGAGUUGAAAGACAUGUCCGAGGGAGAAGACGUCUUCUACACUUACAGGACGUCCGUCAGCAGCAGCAAGGACAGCGAAGGGGACUCUUCGCUACAUCAGUUGGAUGAUAUCUGGUUGCAAGCUGAUGACAGUAUAACCGAAGAGGAUGGCGUCAGCAGCUCCCUCUACCCUAACAAGCAGGCCCUCAGCGACGGCGACCUGCUGCUGAUUCGCAUCGCUCCUGAUCAUGAGGGCAAGUUUGGCUUUAAUGUUAAAGGUGGGGUGGAUCAAAAGAUGCCUCUUGCCAUAUCCCACGUGAAACCUGACUCUCCGGCCGGUCGAUGUGAGCCCAAACUGCUGGAGGGAGACCAGGUGGUACUCAUCAAUGGUCGAGACAUUUCUGAACACACACACGACCAGGUGGUCAUGUUCAUACGGGCCAGCAGAGAGUCGCACUCCGGAGAGCUUGCCCUGCUCAUCAAACGCAAAGGUCCUGGCCGUGCAGCGGCCCUGCUGCUGCCGCCUCCCGCCCUCACCCUCACCAGUCAAUCCCAAGGAGACGGGCAGCCAGAGCUGGUCACGACAUUAGACGAAUCGAUGCGACUGGUGGAGAGAGGAAUUCAGUCAGGAACUCUGUGCUUCCACUUUGAGAAUUUAUAUCGGAGGAAGCCCGGCUUGACGCUAAGCUGCGCUCGGCUUCCCAAGAACAUGGAGAAGAAUCGCUAUCGGGACAUUUUACCCUAUGACGUGACCAGAGUGACCCUCGAGGGCCAGGAGGACUACAUCAAUGCCAGCCAUAUCACGGUGGCACCUCCGGUGUCUGGGGAGUGUUUACGUUACGUUGCAGCUCAGGGUCCACUGCCGCAGACCUGCUCUCACUUUUGGCAGAGUGUUUGGGAGCAGCAGUCACACACCAUUGUCAUGCUUACGACUCUGACAGAGCGAGGAAGGACCAAGUGUCACCAGUACUGGCCGCAUCCACCCGAAGUGAAGGAUUACGGACACAUGCGAGUGAAGUGCCACUCAGAGGAGUGUAACCUGGCCUAUGUGACACGGCAAUUCACCCUCACACACACUCAGCGGGGUGAAGAGCGUGCGGUCACACACCUGCAAUACGUGGCGUGGCCUGACCACGGUGUACCUGAUGACCCUUCCGACUUCCUGCUGUUCAUCACCUCUGCCAGGGAGAGGAGACGAGCCGAAGAGCCACUCGUGGUGCACUGCAGCGCCGGGAUUGGACGGACGGGUGUUCUGAUCACCAUGGAGACGGCUCUGACGCUGUUAGAUCGGGGGCUACCGGUGUUCCCGCUGGACAUUGUCAAAACACUGAGAGAUCAGCGAGCCAUGAUGAUUCAGACCACGUGUCAGUUCCAGUUCGUGUGCGAGGCCAUUCUGCGAGUCUACAAGGAGAAGCAAGGGGGAUCUACGACCCCGCAGCCCAAAUGAGCACCAGAGGAAAUUUAGCCUCAUAACUUCCACUUGAGCGACUCCCACCGAGGGGCUGACAAGCACCACAAGAGAUUAACCUCUGUUGUGCCUGCGGGGUCGCUACAUGGUCUGGAUAAGAAUUAUGUAGCAUCCAAGCGCAGCUGGAUGUCAGCUAUGUAGCCAAGAUCAAAUAGGACACUUUGAAUCUCACACUCGUCUGCCUUACGUUCUGCCUAUAACGCCAACCAAGCUUUGAGUGGGAUACACAAAACGAAUGAAAGCUGCUAAGCUCAGGAAUAAAUCGGUGUCGUCUGCAGGAUGACUGAUGGAAAAGGCAGAAGAAUUGUUAUAAAUAUGUAGUUUAUAUGCGUGCCUUUUAGUAGAAGAGCAGAAGUCUGUAUACUACAGAAGAUACUGUGUGGGGUACUGUGGUGUUGCUACCACUUUUCACUUAAAUUAUUCUCACCAUGAAAUAAACGCGGAUUUAUAUGCCCUU
Molecule: messenger RNA, 3307 nt
Organism: Hippocampus comes (tiger tail seahorse)
Lineage: Eukaryota; Metazoa; Chordata; Actinopteri; Syngnathiformes; Syngnathidae
Gene: ptpn3
Product: protein tyrosine phosphatase non-receptor type 3
Exons: 26
Coding region: 226-2829 (867 amino acids)
Biological process (GO): protein dephosphorylation
Cellular component (GO): cytoskeleton; cytoplasmic side of plasma membrane; cytoplasm
Molecular function (GO): protein binding; protein tyrosine phosphatase activity
Source: RefSeq, a predicted model, not a curated record